Postia placenta MAD-698-R-SB12 is the source of this 510-nucleotide messenger RNA. RefSeq lists its product as hypothetical. The transcript is spliced from 2 exons. Lineage: Eukaryota; Fungi; Basidiomycota; Agaricomycetes; Polyporales; Adustoporiaceae. The record is from RefSeq and is a predicted model, not a curated record. The coding region runs from base 1 to 510 and encodes 169 amino acids.
AUGGGCGUCGGGAUGAACGCGGGGGGCGCGGGCGCGGGCGGCGGCGGCGGGGUGGAGCUGUUCCCGAUGGAGAGCCUGCUCGCGCUGGAGGAGCACUCGCUGAACAUGGCGCUGUUCCGCGCGCUGGGGCUCGUGCUCGCGGUGAAGGAGGCGAUGUGGGAGGAGCUGCUAGGACGCGUCGCGCGCGGGGACCGGCAGCUUGUGCGCUAUGGGUGGGGGAAGAACGACUACUCGGAGGGCGCGAGCCGCGUGCUGUUUGACGGGCUCGUGGAGCAGUACCGCAAGGACGUGCGGGCGCGCGUCGCGCUGUGGCACUCGAUGGUGCUCAGUGGGUGGGCGUACCCGCGGCAAGACCCGCUCACGAAGGCGGAGCUGAUGGAGGAGGAGCGGCUGCGGCAGGACAUCCUGGAGGCGCGGCGGAACGCAAAAGAGGAGGACCUGGAGGGGGCCAGCCGCUUCAUACGGCUCAUGGUCGGGGUGAAGAUGCCGGAUGCGGGGAGCAUGACCUGA